Messenger RNA from Branchiostoma belcheri (Belcher's lancelet), 2142 nucleotides. RefSeq names its product ceramide-1-phosphate transfer protein-like. Gene Ontology annotation, biological process: intermembrane lipid transfer; ceramide transport. Bases 174 to 1445 code for a protein of 423 amino acids. The transcript is spliced from 4 exons. The record is from RefSeq and is a predicted model, not a curated record. Gene Ontology annotation, molecular function: ceramide 1-phosphate binding; ceramide 1-phosphate transfer activity. NCBI's taxonomy places the organism in Eukaryota, Metazoa, Chordata, Leptocardii, Amphioxiformes, Branchiostomatidae. Gene Ontology annotation, cellular component: cytosol; membrane; cytoplasm.
AUGGUCCGAAUUGGGGUCAAGGGUUGAACUUUUGGACAUUCACCCACUAUUAUCAUUGCAGCAUCAGCAUUUAAACCUCCUUCCUCGGACAAAGGAGUCCACCAUGAGAUAGUGAUUCAAACAGAAGACAGCAGUAGUUUAGACUUGUUCCAGCCAAGACCAAACUAUCAAAGAUGAAUAAGGGAUCCUCCAAGAUUGUGAUUUCAAUCACUGUUUGCCUGUGUUUGACUUUCUUGCUGCUUGGGCUGUAUUCUGGGAGGCUGUCAUCCCAGAAGAGAGGAGAAUGGACUGGGCUGCAUGAAACAGACGAGACGAUCCACAGCUGGGGAGGGAAGGGGAAAGUUCACAUCAACAACCAACAGUACGACAUAGAGGGGCGCGCCAUUCUGCAGGGAGGGGACGGAGGCUCCAUCAAAGUCGAAGCGGGAUGGCACAAACCACACGAAAAGACGCCCCCAAGCCAUGGCCUUGUGACCGCCGAUCUUAAAGUCAAGGUUAAAGGGGACAAACAAAACUCAUUUCUGCACCACCUUACUAACCACAGGAAGGGGGGAGAGGUUUCAGAAGGGUCUGGUCUGCCACAGGGUGAUACCAUUGGUGAUGAUGGGGAGGGGCAGGAACCUACUGAUGAGGAAAAAGCCUGGCUGGAACAAGUGGAGAGAAUUUUAAACGGGGAUGAUAUUGACAACUAUCCUUUUAGAAAUGGAAAAUAUGUUUGGACAGGUUCAGAGAAUGAUUCACAACAGAAGACUCAACAACAAGACACCAAUGCUACUGAUGAUGAUGAUGAUGACUCCCCAGGAGGCUGCUUUAAGAAUAAGCCAGAACACUUCUCCUUGUCUCGUUUGGUGGAGAGUUUCAAGAAAGUCCUGAACAAAGAUGGAGAAAUAGACAUGGCCAUGUACGUCAAUACCAACAAGGAGCUCCUGAAGUUUUUCACCAUGAUGGGAACACUGUUCACCUUCGUCACUUCAGAAGCACAGAACAAAAUAAACUACCUUACGGGCUACCUGGAAGGACCUGACGGUGAGGACUACAAGACCUUGUCCUCGAUGGUCAAGUUUGAAACGGACAAUCACAUCGUCAACGUCAAAGUGUACGAAGAGUCGGGGACCAGGAACUUUCUCCGUUUACAUCGAGGUCUCAACUUUAGUCUGGCCCUCUGCGAGGGACUCAAGAACAGUAAACCUGGCGACAGUAUCGUGAAGAUCGCGUCGGAUACCUACGCCUCCACCGUGUCUCAGUUCCACGGUUGGUUCCUACGGAAGGCGGUACAGGCGGCGUUCUAUCUCUUGCCGAGCAGGGAUACAUUCAUGGGUUUGCUGUGUGAUACCGACGAGGAAACAACGUUCAAAAUAUUGAACGAGUUGGCUGAAGUCACGAAACCUGUUUAUGACAGGACUCAGUACAUUUAUGAGAAAUACAACUACCUAGACUUGCCUUAGAAGAAUAAUGCUGCAGAAAACUUAAUUGUUGCCAGUGAUAAACUGAUAAAAACUUCUGUGACAAUCAUUUUGAUUAGUUUUUUUUUUACCUUUUUUGUACGACUCUCUAGGAGAAAAAUAUCACUGUAAUGUGUUCAUUUUCCCAUGCAGAUAUUACUUUAUAUGAUACAAAAAAAAAGCCAUAAAACAACUACUUCUCAAGUACUUGAGUUGCAUAUGAAAUAGUGUUAUUCUAAUAUUAGAUCUAGCAGAUUAAAUAUCUAGAGAUUUCAACAACGAUUGUACCAUUGAACCUCAUGCAACUGCAAUGCAAGAAAACAUAUAUAGGUUGUAUUACGGUAAGAUGCAAUAGCUGCAAUAACAUUCCAAGCUUAUCUAACAAUGCAAUUGAUAUGGCAACUGAUGAUAUAGCAAAUAUAGUUAUUAUUCCAAUUGUAGUAUUUUAAUGACCAUUGUGGAUACUGAGCAAUACCAUUUAUGAAGGACAGACCUCAAGAUAAAGAAUUUGAGAUGUUAUAUAGCCUCGUACAGCCUAGUAUUUAAUAAUAAUCAGGAUUAGGGUGAGUUUUCUUACUGCCUGAUUAUGAAAAUUCUGAAAAUUUUGCUUUAUAAGGAAUUGUUGUCCUCAUAGUUUGUUUAAUAAACAUGUUGCACAUACAUGUAGCUGAUUUGCCAUAUGCAUAUUUAUCAUUCUUAA